CCAUGAAUUGUCUACUCCACCAUAUCAGGUGACUAUGACUCCCUCCGGCGGAAUACCGCGGUCUCCUAGCCAUGAAUCAUUUACUACAGACCUCUCAUUAAUGUCUUUGUCAAGUUUAGGAUCAGAAAUAGGCAAGGCGAAGACCUCUUUGAUAAUAAAUGCAAAGAAUGGUGAAUCAUCUGACGAAUCACUAAAGCUUAGCCCUCAACCUGGAAAAUUUACUUUGAAUGAGGGUAGUCUGGGUAAUUCUUGUGGUAGUUUGUUGCAAGUACCUCGUGAUCAUUAUGGGGUUCGGAACAGGACAACUGUUGUAGGAGAAGUCCUAUUUGAAGAAGAAUCAAAACUCAUUCGUGACUGUGGGGCUCUUUCGAGUGUGUUAGGGCUGGUGAAAAGCUUUAGCACAAGUGACAUCAAUCAUACCAUCAAUGUGGAGGAAGAUUCACUUCGGCCUUGUUCUUCUGAAGCUGCUGUUUGUGACUGGGGGAAAUACGGACUGCAGAACGUUGGGUUGGAUGGUACAUCACGCUCUCUGUCUACCUGGGUAGCUGUUGGUGAUGUAUUAUCAACAUCGCAACUCCCAUCGCCCCAACCUUCAUCAGGUCCUUUUGAAGAAGUUACGUCAAUCACAGCCUCAGAGUUUGUCUGGUCAGUGAAUAAAAAAGCCCGACAGAUGUAUAUUCGACAACGAGUUUUGUCUAUCUAUAAAACUUUAAAAAGGUUAACUCAGAGUGAGCUAGAUUUAAAUAAAGCAAUAUCGGAGCAUGAAAUCAAGAUCAAUAUACCCCACGUUGAAAUAUCCCCAGAACUGUCUCAGAGUAUCAGAAGCGAGGUGGGAAUAUAUGGCCUGGGAUUCAGAGGUUCCAACAAAAAUCUCAGUCUAACUGUAAAGGAUAUCGAACGUGAUAAAGGAAAGUCACUUACGAAGUAUGAAAGAAACAUGAUGAUUUUUAACUGGCUUCAUAAUUUAGAUGAAAAUGUUUUUGAGUUAUCAUAAUAGGUCAAGAAGUGACCUAUAGACCGGGAACUUGAAAUUUUCUCUCAUGUCUUUUUUAGGUUGGAUAUGUUCGUUCAGUUUAUCUGCAAUUCCAUUUUUAAAUUACUACAAAUUGUCUAAGUUGAUCAUUUUUCUAAUUAUUGUAGACAGCUCUAAAUUUAAAACAAGACACUGAGUUUUGAAUGGAGCAAUAAUAAUAAUCAAGAUUUUGAUAGAUUUAACAGUUACUGUUAUUUUUAGGAUGCUUCUAGUUACUAGCUGUGAACUUAUUUUAAUCAAGUAUUUUCCGCCAGCAGAGUAAUAGCCUCAAUAACUAUUGUAGAUAACCAAAACUUACAGAAAUUCACAGAAAUUUUCAUAAUUUAGUUUAUCUGGCUUCGAUAGUGUUAUUCUAAUACAAAAUAUGUGUCAGGGUUUUAAAUAUGAUUGGACUGGGAUUCUUCUACAGUAGGUGUCUGUGAUAAAU
This is a messenger RNA of Limulus polyphemus (Atlantic horseshoe crab), 1460 nucleotides long. RefSeq lists its product as uncharacterized. The transcript has a single exon. The coding region runs from base 35 to 994 and encodes 319 amino acids. Lineage: Eukaryota; Metazoa; Arthropoda; Merostomata; Xiphosura; Limulidae. The record is from RefSeq and is a predicted model, not a curated record.